Aspergillus campestris IBT 28561 is the source of this 1937-nucleotide messenger RNA. Its product is annotated as Zn(II)2Cys6 transcription factor domain-containing protein. Gene Ontology annotation, biological process: regulation of DNA-templated transcription. The transcript has 2 exons. Lineage: Eukaryota; Fungi; Ascomycota; Eurotiomycetes; Eurotiales; Aspergillaceae. The record is from RefSeq and is a predicted model, not a curated record. Gene Ontology annotation, molecular function: DNA-binding transcription factor activity, RNA polymerase II-specific; zinc ion binding. The coding region runs from base 196 to 1770 and encodes 524 amino acids.
UCAUGAGGCACCUUUUCCUUGCCUACCUAGCCUUGUUCCGUCGCACGUCCGUGAGCCGUCCAAGCUUGGGCUUGUCUGAGCAGAACGCCGUAGAAUUCCUUAUCCGUGCUCACGAUGACGAAGUGGGGUCAUUGAUAUCUACCGGUAUAGUACUCACUACAUAUAUACAGUUGUGUAGGAAGGGCGAGUCCUUCGAUGGCGCUGGUACCUCACUUUUCUUGCAAGUCCACCACUCUAGGUAUUGGGCACGCAUCCUGUCAGCCUCGGGAUACGUUCCAGGCUAUACAGGGUCUCUCUAUCAACCAUGUCGCCGUAAGUGUUUCCUGCGGUGGCGUAUGCCUCAUAUGGCCCGCUGACCAUAUUCCAAGUGACGGAGCAGCCUCUAAGCGGCCUCCAAAGCUACGAUCGGCCUGCAACGAGUGCCACGCAGCCAAGGUCCGGUGUUCUGGGGAGAAAACAGGCUGCCAACGCUGCGCGAAUCUGAACCUAGGAUGUAUCUUUGCCAUUUCAAGGAUAGGAAAAGUCCCAGGGAAACGAAGCAAGGCAAAUCGGGCAGCAGCAGCAGCAGCAGCAGCAGCAGCGGCGGCGGCGGCGUCUUCAUCAACUUCAACCCUAGCUUCGAAUUCGACGGGUUCCAUAAGUAGCUCCACGGCUUCUUUGAUGUCACCAGAGAUCACCGUCAAUGAACUCCAUUCAUCACAUGCUAGGAGGUGGUCGGAAAGCCAUGUGUCUGAUGUGGCAAUCAGCGGGGUACAAUAUGGUGCCCACGAAACAGAUAUGAAUUCAAGAGUAAUCCAAAUGCCAACCCAUGUCUGUUCUGUCGACCAGCCAUUACAUUCGGAAGGCUACAGUCGACCAGAAUCCUUGAUUAUGCCCGACGGCUUACAUGGAUCUUAUACUGGAAUCACAGAGCCAGCUUCGAAUGACAUAGACAUGGCGCUCGCUCAAAUGAACGACAACAGUUGGAACGCAAAGAUAGAACCACCCACCCGUGUCAUGUUGUCUCCCGCCUUAACGAGUCCUGUGAACGAUGGAUAUUGGGCGCACGGUUGUCAGAGGAACUACACUGUGAAGACCGAAGGGGAAGAGUUCAGCAACACCGACGGUACAGGAGGGCAUAUCGCCGACACUUCCGGCAUUCCAGUGGGCCAAGCAUCUACGCCUCCUGUUCCACAGCUGAUGACACCCCCGGAGUUGUUCCUCGACGAGAAUUCAUACCCAAUGGGUGUCAUGGAUCCAUUGACGCCAGGAAGUAUUUGCACGUUGUACCUCCACCUCAUCCAAAACAUCGAGAGAACGAUUCAGAUCGGGCGGCAACAGAGCAAGAGUGGGCAUACAGUUGAUUCGGUGCUGGCGGCCAACCAACAGUUUCUGACGACGCUGCUGCAAAUCACAGUGAAUCCCAAUUUUGGGCAGGUAUAUGAUGAUCACUUGCUAUUCUUCGUCGCCUUCAACAAAAUCCUCGAUCUGUUCAGCUUUGGCUACCGAGACUUCAUAAUGCGACUAGACGCGCACGAAUCCGUGGGCUGCUCGGAUCGAUUGAUACGUUUCGGAGUCUUCGAGAUCGAUUUCGUUGAGCAAAAGAUCAUUUGCCGUAGCAUCUUAAUGCGAGAAUUGAAACGCGCCAGCACGUGUUUGUCGAGGAUGGUGGAUGCCCUGGGUAAAGUAGAUCCACGGUGCGGAAUGGGAAGGCAUGAGAACCUCUGCAGGGAGAUGGACUUGCGUCUUGAACAGUUGAUGUGUGCCCUGGAGGAAACAUUGGCGAGAUGACCGGACCACCACCCACAAGCUGAUUGUACAUGGAAGAAAUUAUGAGAAGGAUGGUACAUAUGUUGUUGUUUUGAACUGGGCAAUAUCACAGCAGGAAGUUUGGGCUUCAUCCGGCCGGAUUAACAAGCCAUUGGCCCCGUGCCAAACCUUCUCGACUGGUUGAGGGG